This is a messenger RNA of Thunnus maccoyii (southern bluefin tuna), 2245 nucleotides long. It is a transcript of the gene klf4, whose product is annotated as Kruppel-like factor 4. The transcript has 5 exons. Lineage: Eukaryota; Metazoa; Chordata; Actinopteri; Scombriformes; Scombridae. Gene Ontology annotation, molecular function: DNA-binding transcription factor activity, RNA polymerase II-specific; RNA polymerase II cis-regulatory region sequence-specific DNA binding. The record is from RefSeq and is a predicted model, not a curated record. Gene Ontology annotation, biological process: regulation of transcription by RNA polymerase II. The coding region runs from base 413 to 1747 and encodes 444 amino acids.
CCCCCCACACGUGCUCCCUCCCUCGCGCUAAUGUUUUUCCGUGCUUGUUGCCGGGCAACGAAGGCGUGUCCAGCUCCAGUGAUUUAAGGAUACCUCUCACGCGGUUUUUCUCAGUCCUUGCCGGUCCCUGCAUGGCAACAGGCGCGAGGGAUUCCCCGCGUACGUCGCCACUCUGUCUUCCCGUUCAAAACUGCUUUAGCGUUAAAAAAAAAAAAGAAACAACAACAAAAAAAACCAAACAAAAUCUGUCUGGCUGCUUCUACCCGGCGCGCCCAGCGGCGGCAGCAUGUCCUGGAGCACAGUAUAACGCGCGACGCGGAGCAGAAACUUUAAACCCGGGGAUAUUUAACCAAAACCCAGUGCAGUCACACCGAAGAGCAGCUGAAAGGACGCCACUUACACAUUCUCAUUGAUGAGGCAGCCUCCAAAUGACGUCGAGAUGGCUUUAGGUGGGACUCUUCUGCCAUCCAUAUCCACGUUUGCCAGCGGCCCCACUGUCAAGAGCAAAUCCAUAGGAAGUGCCAAUUUAAGAUGGAAGGAGGAGUUGUCCCAUCUUAAGAGACCCAGUGUGCCAACUGGAAGCAGCUGCUCCGACCCAGACCAUCCCACUGCCACCAGCACAACAAGCCCCAGCAUGUCCAAGAAAGACGUAGAGCUAGACCUGGACUUGGACUACGACUUCAUUCUCUCUAACUCCAUCCUGCAGCAGCAGCAGCAGCAACAGCAGCAACAGCAGGAGGAGGCCAUGGCAUGCGGCUCUGCACAGGGCCUGUCUCCUUCCCCUGGCUCUUUCUCCUCAUCUUACCCUCUUCCUUCCCCUCCGGGCACAGCCAGUGAGCUGCUCUAUACCAUCCCAGACAUCAGCGACGUCUCGCCCUCUGGAGGCUUUGUGGCAGAGCUAAUGAGACCCGAGCUUGACCCGGCAUACCUCCACCCCACCAGCCUCCACGGCAAGUUCGUGGUCAAGACAACGAUGGACAUGGGAGAAUACAGCCAAGGCGUGAGCGUAAGCAAGGCCUGCGUUACUGCUGUGACAGACCCAGCGCUUUCACGUGCCUCGCCAUCCUUUACAUGCCACAGGAUAAAGCAGGAGAACCCCAGGAACUGCACCCUCUCGCAGCCAAUAGACCUACACCUGGCUGGGGUAAACUCCCAGGGCCGAGGGGGCCAGCAGCGCCCUGGCCACUUGGAUCUACAUGGCUUCCCAGUUGGAGGGAGGUCCAUGACAAGCAGCAGGUUAUCCUCAUCCUCUUCCCUCUCCCCAGACCAUCCUCUGAGCCGGGAGCAACAGGGGCUAGGCCACCCUCAUUCUCAGAUUCCUCUACCUCCCCAGGGAUACCACCAUAGCUCCCCGCAGGGCUACACCUCCUACCCUCAGCCAUCUUCCAUGCAGUACCAAGAGUCCCUCAUGAUCUCCAGUGGGGACUGCUUGCCAGAGGAACCGAAGCCUAAACGUGGAAGGCGCUCCUGGCCGAGGAAGAGAGUCGCCACACACACAUGUGACUAUGUUGGCUGUGGGAAAACCUACACAAAGAGCUCCCACCUCAAAGCACAUCACCGGACACACACAGGGGAGAAGCCUUACCACUGCGACUGGGAGGGCUGUGGUUGGAAGUUUGCACGUUCGGACGAGCUCACACGCCACUACAGGAAACACACAGGCCACCGGCCAUUCCAGUGUCAGAAAUGUGACCGGGCCUUCUCAAGGUCAGACCACCUUGCUCUUCAUAUGAAAAGACACUUAUGAGACCUGCUUGGAGGAACUGAGUGGAUGGCGGUGGAUGAAGGCUCUAGAAAAAUAUACGUAUAUGUUAGUGAAACCCUGAACAAACUUGUGACCUACACUUUUAAAAAACCAUAAUUUGCCUUCAAGCUGUUGUUAAGCAACAAGACAAGCUGUGGUGUUCACGGCAAAAAAAGAGCAUUUCUCCCUCAAGAGCCUAGAAUUUCUCUUAAGACUGAUCCCGUCUUCACACAUGGCGCAGGUGACUCGAUGAGACCUCUCAGUCAGGGUUGUAAACUUUUAUGAAAGGGACAAAACUGGAAUUUGUCUUAUUUAUCCGACAAAACUUGGAGGACCAGGUGCCAACAACUUUUAACUGGAAAUGUAUUUUUUGUCAGGGAAACCAGGAGCAACAGACAAACAUCUCCGGAGGCCUUCUACCAGCAACAUGCCAUUAUAGGCUCUGUUAACUACACACUGUUCAAAAUACUGUAUUAAUAAAUACAUAUAUAUUUAUAUACA